UCAGCUGCGUGUACACGACCUCCUUGACGCUCAGCAACUGGAUCGGCGGCGGAGACGUCAAGCCGCCCGGUUACUGCGACUCGCAAUCUGUAUAGAUGUUCCACGAUCUGUCUUCCCGACCCUUUCCUGGAAGGUUUAACGAACCGUCCAGUACGUAUGUGAUGGACGCUACCAUGAAGCCACUACAAAUGCUAUUGUUGAUACAUAUUUCUGCCCGUUCGAUUACAAUCAUGAUUGUCUCUGUGCUUGGAUACAGGACCGUUUCUCAAGACCAACUCAGCCUGUUUCUUUUUCCAUUGUUCCUUUUUGUGGGUUUUACUCUGGCUAUGUUUGAUAUAGACUUUAGACGAGAUUGCCAAUUUUACGAAUAUACAUCACACCUGAUCGUCCAAUAGACACUUGGAAGCUUUAGUACAACCCACGAACCCCUCCGCACCACCCAGCAAAAAUGACCUACAAAGAGGAACCAAACCCACCCAA
This is a messenger RNA of Aspergillus homomorphus CBS 101889, 480 nucleotides long. RefSeq lists its product as uncharacterized. The coding region runs from base 96 to 395 and encodes 99 amino acids. The record is from RefSeq and is a predicted model, not a curated record. The transcript has a single exon. NCBI's taxonomy places the organism in Eukaryota, Fungi, Ascomycota, Eurotiomycetes, Eurotiales, Aspergillaceae.